Messenger RNA from Bacillus rossius redtenbacheri, 5594 nucleotides. Its product is annotated as 1-acylglycerol-3-phosphate O-acyltransferase Pnpla3-like. Gene Ontology annotation, cellular component: membrane; lipid droplet; cytoplasm. The transcript is spliced from 13 exons. Lineage: Eukaryota; Metazoa; Arthropoda; Insecta; Phasmatodea; Bacillidae. Gene Ontology annotation, molecular function: triacylglycerol lipase activity. The record is from RefSeq and is a predicted model, not a curated record. Bases 236 to 2215 code for a protein of 659 amino acids. Gene Ontology annotation, biological process: triglyceride catabolic process; lipid homeostasis.
CAGUUGGCUGCUACGCUGUCGUAACAACCGCUGCGUCGAAACGAAGGAAACAACAAAAGGAGGUGCAGGAAGGUGUCUGGUUUAGUUUUGUGUCAAGGCAGCAGCCGUUGUGGAGGUCUUGGUAGCCCGCUCAGCGCGUGCGAAGUUUUUUUUAAGCUAUCGAUCGGACAGGGCUUCGCCAGGAGCGUCGUCGUUUUAUUUGCAACUUGACGUUUCACAUCGCGAAAAUUCCGCGAUGGAGAAGAAGAUGAAUUUGUCAUUCGCUGGGUGCGGUUUCCUGGGCAUUUACCACAUCGGUGUAGCGGGCUGUUUCAAGAAGUACGCGCCACAUCUGAUUUCGGAAACCAUCUCCGGAGCUUCAGCUGGUGCGAUUACGGCAUGCUGUCUUCUGUGUGACCUACCUCUAGGCGAGCUGACCACCAUCACCCUGAAGGUGGUGAAGCAGGUGAGGGAGAAGCUGCUGGGGCCCUUCAGUCCGUCCUUCAACGUGCACAAGAUCCUGCAGCAAGGACUCGAGAAGGGCCUGCCGGAAGACGCGCACCUCAGGGUGAGCGGCAAGCUGCACAUCUCCAUGACGAGGGUGUACGACUCCAAGAACGUGGUGGUCAGCGAGUUCAGCAGCCGGGAGGAGCUCAUCCAGGCCCUGCUCGCCAGCGCCUUCAUCCCGGUGUUCUCCGGCUUCCUGCCGCCCAAGUUCCGCGGCGUGCGCUACAUGGACGGCGGCUUCAGCGACAACCUGCCCGUGCUGGACGAGAACACCAUCACCGUCAGCCCCUUCUGCGGCGAGAGCGACAUCUGCCCCCGGGACGUGUCCUCGCAGCUGUUCCACUUCAACUAUUCCAACACCAGCAUAGAACUGUCGAAACACAACUUCUGCAGAUUCGGACGAAUACUUUUCCCUCCAGAACCCGAGGUGCUGUCCAACAUGUGCAAGCAGGGCUUCGACGACGCGCUGCGCUUCCUGCAGCGCAACGACCUGCUGAGCUGCAGGCGCUGCCUCGCCGUGCAGUCCACCUUCGUCGUGUCGCACCUCGACGAGGCCGAGUGCAGCGACUGCCAGGAGCACCGCAAGGAGGCCCUGGUGUCGGACCUGCCGGACACCAUAGCGUCCAUCCUGCAGGACGCCAUAGAGUCUGCGAACAAGGGCGUCAUGAACUGGCUGUUCCAGCACCGCAGCGUGAAGCUGCUGUCCCUGCUCAGCCUGCCCUGCACGCUGCCGGCCGACAUCGUCUACGCCACCUUCACCAAUGUGCUAGGUGGCGUGGUGCAGACUCACUCCUACGAAAUGUUUGUAGUCGGGAACUCCCGCUUCGACCAGGUUGUAAACUGUGAUUGCGCGGAGCACUCGCACUUCCGCUCGCUAAGAUGUAGCCGGAGGUUCCUGUCGCUGUCGCCCAGCGUGGGCAGCAACCUGAAGCAGGCCAGCCACUACCUGCUGGACCAGCUCUCGCACUUCGUGCACAGCGUGGACCUGCGUCGCCAGCAGAUCACCGCCAACAUCAGCUGCCAGCUCGCCAUUCUGCAGUACGCUGACGUGGCAAAAUUAAACCUGGACAUUCUUGGAAAUAUUUCCAGACCAGUGAAGAACAGGCUGAACUUCAACUUCUCGCUCAGUGUGGAUGAGAGCAGGGACGUGCAAGUGGAGCCGGGCCGCGGCAAGUACCCCAGCAAGGUGCUGUCGCGGCGGUCCAGCGAGUCCCUGAUGGGCGGGGAGAAGCUGUCGCCGGUCGAGGACGACACGUUCGACCACAUCCUGCAGGUCACGUCGCACCACGACGCCGUCAUGGCGUACUACUACACCGACGAGGACAAUAAGGUGAAGGUGACGGAGAUCUUCGACGUGACGGAGGAGGACGACAGCAUCAUGCUGACGGCGGAGGAGAAGCAGAACAACACGCAGCUGCAGUUCGAGGACGACUGGGAGGACAGCGAGCCCACCAGUUGGCUGUCGCAGCACACGUUGCUGGAAGACGAUGACGACGUGUACUACAGCCAGCUGAGUUGCGACCCGAGCAACCUGUCUCGAUACGAGGAGGACCUGUCGGAUCGCGGGGAGUCGCCGAGGAUCUUCUCGGACCCCGAGAGCGAGUGGGCGGAGCCGGGGGACCGAGACGGCGGGAAGGACUGCAGCGUCGCCCGCUUCCUGCCGGAGUCGGAGCAGGCGGGGCAGACGCAGGCGAGCGAGGACCAACACUCCCGGCACAGCGCGUCUUGAACCCGGGACCCGGGGCGGGUCGUCGGGACAUCGGGACAUCGGGACAUCGGAGGUCUUUGUGUGAAUGUUUGCCGGCCCACGCGAGGAGGGAAACGGCCACGACUUACGCGAUCACAUUUGUUGCGAGUUGUCGUCUUCGUCAGAAGAGUUCCUUAUAUUUUUUGAAAUAUUUGAUAUAUUUAUUAUACAUGUUACCGUAGCGUGUAGAAGAGUUGUAAACCCAUAAACCCCAUUUAGUUUAAAAAAAAAAAUUCCUGCCAGGAUUUUUUGUAAUUAACGUUUUAAAUUCAUUUUUUUCGAGUAAAUGUGUAGUUUUCAGUUAUUAUGUAUAUAUAUUUUUUUUGCAGUGAUCACAUUUAAAGCAAAUUAAUAAUUUUUAAAUUUUUUAGAAUUUACAUAUUAUUAUCACCAUGUCAAUAGAAACAUUCCAAAAAAAAUGUAUAUAUUAGGUAUUUUUUGUUAGCCUUUUUUUUAUUUAAAGGAGGUGAAUUUGAGAAGUUUACCAACAUUCAGUGCUUAAUAUUUUCAGUUUGUUACACAUAGAUAUAUAUAUUUAUUAUGAACAUAGAUAAAUAUACCACCAUGAAAUAAUGUGCAAGGCUGUAAUUAUUAUGAGUGAGAAAUAAUUUUUUUUUUAAAUGUCUACCGUAGUUUAAGCGAUAUGUAUUCUGAAACUUUUUUCCCUGCAGUUAUUUGUUUAAAUCCUAUGCUAUUUAUGUGUGUGUGACUCCAGACUUUUUCCUGUAUACUUGCCGGAGCCAAUGUAAUGGAAUGGAGAGAAUUUAUACACUAUAGACAAUCCGUUGUAUAAAUAGUUAUGUAUCCUCUCGGCAACUGUAGGAUAUGUGAUAGGGUUUGCUGUUGGGGGUGGAGUGAAGUUUUACCAAAGCUCUUAUGGUUAAUUAUGCAGUUCUUGAUGUAGCAGUUAGCGCAGAGGUUAACGUCAUGUUGGAAGUGACCACAGAGUCAUUUUGGUAGGUAUUUGACAGUUUAUUUUCCAUUAGGAAAGAUUAAUGUUUAGUCCCUAGAAAAUUAUUCCAAUUUCUGAAGUUCACUUUCGUCCUCUUUCAGAGGAAAAUUGAAUGCUCUCUAAAAAAAAUCCUCUUCAUAACUUAAGACUGAUUGAAUCUUUCACCAGAAAGCACUGUCUUCCGACUGUUAUGCGAUAUAGUUUUGCAAGUUCGAUGUAUGAUAGUGGGAAGUAAAGUUUGGAAAUAAACUGCAAUGACUUGCUGUUGCCAAGUGUCGAGUUAAGUUGCUUAGUUUUUUUUAUAAAAAGCACGGACGUGAAAGUUUCUAGGUAUUAUUUGUGUAAGUUAAGGUAUGAUAACUAUGCCAAUAUGUGAACUGUGAUUUUGCGUGAAUGUCUGAUUGUUCUUUUAAUGGUUUACAAGACAUAUUUUGUACUUUUUUAGAGACUUGUGACAGAGUUAAGUAUUAUUUGUAAAGUCCUAUAAAUGUACAUGUAUAAAGUGCAUGGUUUGUACUAAGUGUGUUUAAUUAGUAAUAUCAGUAAACUAAUUGUGGUUUUAUAUUUACUGAGAAUGGUUUAAGCUGUAACUAAACAUAUCCUCUCUUAGCUUGAAAUUAAGUUCACACCAGCAUAAACCUAAUGAAAAAAUAUCAAAUUUAGGUUUUAAUGGUCAAUCUUUGCAUGAAGUAAACAUUUUGAAACAAUGCUGAGAUGCUCAUUUAAUAUUUCACAGUUGAUAUUGUGUUGACUGGUGUCAGUAUGAUAUCUUCUGCGGUCUAUUCAGGGUUUCUGUACAUGUAUAGAAUACUUGCUACAGUUAUACUUCAGCUAUGUACUGCUGUGGAUUCUUUUGCCACGUAGAAACACUAUGAGGGGCCUUAACUACUCAUGAAUAGAGACCGAAAAAAUUUGCGAUUUCAAUGACCUGUAGGAUGGACUCCAUGAUCCUCUAUGCAUGCGGGAAAAUUUCUUUUGUUCAUUGGCUACUGACUCGCGACACAUGUUAACUGGAACGUUCGUUCGUGAUUCGAUACUUCUUUUGUUGAAAGUUUUUCAUUGGCCGAGUAUCAUUCAGAUAAACUGUGGCCCAAUCACUGAUGCAGUAAAAACGCAAACGUAUUUUGAUUCUAGCCUAUCACGAAAUGAAUCCGUGAAUUUUUCAGGUCUCUACUCAUGACUACGUAUUACAAAUACUGAUGCUAGUCCUGUCACCGUUUUGCAUUUGUAUUGUCUGUAAAAUAAAUAUAAUUGAAAAAAACUUUGAACUAAAGCUUUAUUUUAACACAGAAAUUAACAUACCAGUAGCUUAUUACAUUAGUGCAAGACAUAAAUAAUAAAACAAAAUGGUAAUAGAUGAGCUGCUUUGAAAAUGAAAUAGAAAUAAAAUAAUUUGUGUAAAGUAUUUUCUCAAAUAUUUAAAUAAACUAUAAACAAUCUUAUUAAAUGAAUUAAUUUUUGCUUUCCAGCUGUUACAAAUAACAAAAUGCACACUAAUCGCUGAAACAUAACCCUGCCGUGCUGAAAUUCUGGCUAUAUUGUAAUAGAAAAUCAAGCUUAAUGAGUUCUCAACUACGUAGAUCAAUGAGGUACAAUAAUACUAUAACUGAACGCGAAUGCAUUGCACUAUCUGCUAGUGCUGUUAUUACACAUUUAUUAUCCUUGCAGCUUGUGUGGGGCAAAACUGGGAAAAUGUUAGUGUGUUCUGCCAUGCAUAAUCAAAAAUGAACCAUUAUUCACAAUUCCGUUAAUAAUUUACGCGUACAAUUCUUAAUGCAGUAAUUUCUCAUAAUAAAGUACCUUGUGAAGAAUUUUUCACUUUAAAUUAUACAUUUUUAGAUCCCUGGAAAAUUUGCUACCCUAGAAUAAAAUUCUUUGAUUGUCAAGAAACUAGACUGUGUAGGUUUUUAAAGUACGUUGUAAUGAGAUUUCAGUGUAAUGUUAUUUUCACGUAAAUUUAUGUGUAGGUAUUUGACUUCAUGCCCAUGUGUUAUUUCCUUGUGGUGAAAAUUUUUUUUUGAAUCCUUAAAAAGGAGGUGUAUGUAUAAAUUUGUUUCUGCUGUUGAUACUUUACUAAAUACAAAUGUAGCUUCAUUUCUAUGUUCCAAAGCAAUAAGCAAUACUCUGUGUGUUGUAUCUAGUACCAGGGUGUGGCAUUUUCUGAAGUAAAAAUUAGUUUUGUGUUGUGUGCAUAAAUUUAUUAUUUGCGCAAUUUAAUACUGUAUGUAUUUGAGAAACGGGUUAUGAACCAUGUUAACCUAGUAUGUAGUAAGUUAGUAUGCAUGUUCACUGAACGUUUGCAAUUUGUGUUGAAAGUUAUUUUUUUCGUACUGUUAACUGUGAUACAAUUUUUUGUAAUGUUAUGCAUAAAAGUAAUGAUACAAAAAUAAAACUGUGCGUGAUGUCUAA